Messenger RNA from Owenia fusiformis, 2247 nucleotides. The record is from the annotation of a GenBank genome assembly. NCBI's taxonomy places the organism in Eukaryota, Metazoa, Annelida, Polychaeta, Sabellida, Oweniidae.
UGUUGAUUGCCAAGGCAAAGUAUAAUGAUUUAAAACUACUAAGACUGUGAUUGUCUAACAGGUGUCAACAGAGACAUACCCUGACAAGUUUGCUGACCACUCGGAGUGCUGCAAAUAUUUUGCUGGAAGCUCACGAACAAGAUGAAAAUUGCAGAAACCAGGAUGGAGGACAAGAUGGAAAACAUUGCCACCAAAACUGCUCAACUUAUCGAGAAAUUCAACGCAAUAAGAGGAAAAUCUGUGAAAGAGAUAGAUAUUCCAUUUUGGGACGUGGUCGUCAUAACAGCCUCCGAUGAUGCGCAACGUGAAGCAUUUCAGCUCCAAGUAUUUGAUAAACUUCAACGCAAGGAAAUUCCCAGUGAUGUCCCAUACCAUGUUAUAGCUGACCCGGAAGGACCAAAGAUAGGCAGUGGUGGCUCCACCUUUCAUGUCUUAGAAGAAUUAGAGAAUAUGUAUGGAGACAUACUUUCUACAUUGAAAAUCAUCCUCAUCCACGCUGGUGGACAAAGUCAACGUCUCCCAAAUGCUAGCGUAAUGGGAAAAAUCUUCACUGCACUCCCACUGGGUGACCCAAUGUACCAAAUCAUCGAUCUAAAACUGAUGUUGUAUUUAGAUCUAAUCCCGCGCAUGGGUCCUGGUGUUUUUCUCGCUGCAGGUGACACGAUUGAACUAUUCGAUCUUGGAGAUGAUGAUGAUAAUUGGCAAUUCUCAAACGAAGGAUUCACAGCAUUAGCUCAUCCAUCAUCGCUUAGGAUCGGGACUGGACAUGGUGUUUAUGUCGUAGAACAGAAACCGAGGGAUUCAGCCAAGAUUCUUGAGACUGUUGAAUGUUUAGAGGUGUUGCAGAAACCGAGCAUUGAUACAAUGCAUGCAAGAGGUGCUGUUAUGCAGGGACCCGACCAACAACCAUUUGUGUACUCAGAUAGUGCAUUUUUCUUCACUCACGAUGUAGUUAAAACUCUCAUUGAUUUCUACAGGGCUAACAAACCUAUCCAAUGUGAAAUAGAGGCAUAUGGAGAUUUCCUUUGUGCUCUUGGUCCAAGAGCUACUAUCGAUUACACUAACUGUACAGCCAAUGCUGUUACUGUACCAGAGUCUCUAGUCCCUACACGACAAAAAGUCUUUCACGCAUUGAAAGGUCUCCCGCUUACUGUGAUAGCAAUGAAUGUGUCCAGAUUUUACCAUAUUGGUACAACCAAGGAGUACAUCAACCAUUUUUGCAGCGAUCAAGUAUUUUCCAAAGAACUUGGAUUAUCAAACAAUGUUUUCAGCUCAGCCUUCAAUGCCUCUUCAACAAUAUCAAACGGGACCCCUUCAACUUUAACAAAUUAUGAUGUCAAAGAGGGUAGUAAUAAAGUGAAAACUGGAUGUGUCAUGCAUAGUUCCUAUGUUAAGGGGUCUUUCAUUCCUGCUUUAACAGUUGUGGAAUUUUGCAAUUUUGAGACCCCUGUCAAAAUAGGCGAAAAUUCUAUAAUCAGCAACUGUGAAUACCUCAGCAUGAAUACACAAACUGUCGAAUGCUUAAAUAUCCCUGGAAAUGUUUUCUUACAUACAGUUCCAGUUUCUCACAAAGAUGGCGCCAGUUAUGUCACUGUGAUGUUUGGUACCAACGAUAAUGUGAAAAAGAAAGUUGACCGAGCGAAAGUUGGUGAGCUUUCAUUACUCGUGAUGAAUCUUGAGAAAUAUCUAAAGCUGCUAGGUAUCGAUCUUGAUGUAGUUGUCGGGGAUCAACAAACUGAGAUCAGUCUGUGGACAUUGAAACUUUUCCCCGUGGUGACCACAAUGACGUCGUCAUUAGCGACUUCUUUGAGCAUGUUGAAAGUUUUGAAUGGAGAAAUGUCAGAAUGUACAAUAUUGAAAGACGUCACUGUGUGGUUGUCUAUGAAAGAUAUCCUACGCACGAAAGAUGUUAAUACUAUGUUAAAGUAUAGGAACAAGUUGUACAAAAAAAUCAAACAAUCGCUUACAUAUUAAUGGUGGCAAAAUAUAAUUCAAAAGUCACUUACAAAUAAGUUGAAAGACGUGCAAUGUCAAAAUAGUCAUAUAUUAAUGUGAAAUAUAACGGAAAAUGGGAAAUCAUAUCUUAUUCAAAUGGUGAAAAUGGGAAAUCAUAUCUAAUUCAAAUGGUGAAAAUGGGAAAUCAUAUCUUAUUCAAAAUCAUAUCUUAUUCAAAUGGUGAAAAUGGGAAAUCAUAUCUUAUUCAAAUGGUGAAAAUGGGAAAUCAUAUCUUAUUCAAAUGGUGAAAAU